AUGUCAGAAAAGAAAGAUGAUCAGAUACAGGACUUCACAGGUUGUUACUGCGGUGAGAAGCGUAAAUUGGGUACCCCAGAGUUUCAGUGUUCAUCUUGUGGAACCUGGUUUCAUGGAACCUGCGUGAAUAUUCAGACAGGAAAAUGUCUCCCAUUCAUGAUCAGCUACCAGUUUCUGUGUAAAAAAUGUAGUGGCAUAGGACAUGAAACCUUUCAGAAAAAGCAAGCUACAUUUAUCCAGAUGUGCCAGAUGACACUGGCCAACCUGGUUCACAGUAGCAGGACAGAUGGGAAUCCUAAAUCGUUGUUUUCCAAGGACAAGGAUAUUAUCCCGUACAUCGACAAGAAUUGGGAGCUCCUAACCACAAUGCAGCGCAGGGUCAAGUCAACCUGGCAUACGACUAUCUGCAGGACUAUGAUGAAGGAGACUGAUGUAUUCACGUACAAAGAAGAGUCAUCAGGAGAUGCAUAUUUUGGUCUUGUUAAUCAGGAUUUAUCCAAACUCGGCCCACAGUCUGAUGCAGCAAGAAACACAACCCAGCCUACCCAGGGUCUCAAGGUUCCAACCGCACCGUCAGAAACUGGACCAGGAAAACGUACCAGCAAACGAAAAGCUCCACUGGACAGCCAACAAGCAUCAAAUCUCAAACAGAAGAGAAAUGACAGCUCUUCCUCUCUCAAGCUUCCUGCUCAUGGCUACCCCAUGGAACACCCCUACAACAAAGAUGGCUACCGGUACAUCCUGGCUGAGACGGACCCCCAUGCUCCAAACAGGCAGGCAUUUGAUGAGAGCGUCGAAUGGGCCGGCAAGCCGAUUCCUGGCUACCUCUACAGGUGCAUGCUGGGCGGUGAGGUCUUGCUAGCUUUACAUGAUAGAGCUCCACAAUUAAAGGUUUCCGAUGACCGUCUGACUGUUACAGGCGACAAAGGCUACAGCAUGAUCCGAGCGUCUCAUGGAGUCAGCCAUGGAGACUGGUAUUUUGAGGUGCACAUUGAUGAUAUGCCAAAUGAUAGUGCGUCACGCAUAGGCUGGUCUCUAUCACUGGGAAAUCUUCAAGCUCCUUGUGGCUAUGACAAAUUCAGCUACUCUUGGCGGUCUCGGAAGGGCACAGCUUUCCACCAGUCCCGCGGGCACCACUACCACAAUGGUGGAUACAAGGAAGGCGAUUUUCUGGGCUUUUACAUUAGUCUUCCGAAGCCUGCCGAUCGCAGUCUGCUGCUUCCUCAAACUUACAAGGAUCGG
Candidula unifasciata is the source of this 1242-nucleotide messenger RNA. NCBI's taxonomy places the organism in Eukaryota, Metazoa, Mollusca, Gastropoda, Stylommatophora, Geomitridae. The record is from the annotation of a GenBank genome assembly.